AUGUCCAUGCACCGCGAGUUGGGCAAGAGCAAGCUUUUCCGGGACGCGCUAUCCGAUUUCACGCUUCCAAGUCCCGAACGGCAUCAAAUCACCUUCAACCGUGCUGAAGCCAUCGCCCGUUCUUCCAACUACACGUUGAAGGACGUCUACGAGAUAUCGGAGCAUUUCUGGCUCGGCGCCAUCGACCCAUUGGUGGUUAUAGACGUCGCAGCAUACUCGACAACGCUUAUCCAGUUCAACCUCGCCACUGGAACGCUAUCUGCGUGGGCACAUCGCCCGGAAAUAGCAGAGCUGUGUCGUCAGCUUCUCAACUGGGAAGUCUCCGGCCAUUUCCUGCUCACGGAAGUCGCGCAUGGACUUGACACGCAGAACAUCGAAACCACGGCGACACAGCUUCCCGAUGGUGGCUUCGACCUCCACACUCCACAUCCUGGGGCCGCCAAGUUUAUGCCUUGUACGACGCCUGUUGGUGGGAUUCCCCGUGUUGCGGUGGUAAUGGCGCGUCUAAUUGCCAACGGAAAAUUCCAUGGUGUCCGGCCCUUCUUCGUCCCCCUCAACGAUGGGAAAGGGACGAUGAACCAGGGCAUAACGAGUCGACCCCUGCCUGAUCGAGCGGGGACGCGUCCCAUGGGAAACGGAAUCACCACCUUCACCCACGUCCACCUUCCGGCCACUGCCUUUUUGGGCGACUGGGAAACUACGCUGCCUCCGCGAAUCCACCUUCUCGCGAGCAUCUGGCGACUCGGGAUCGGCACGACAACCUUGGCAGGCCUCGCCAUUCCCGCGCUUCGUGUUGCAGCCCAUGUCACUGCUGACUUCGCCCGCCAGCGCCAAGUGACAGACUCCGGGGGGAAGACGGUGCCAAUACUGUCAUUUAGAACGACAGGGACGCCGAUCGUGAAGGCGCUUGGCCAAGCCGCCAUCCUGGAAGCGCUUUAUCGAGAGCUGCGACCGUAUUAUGCGGCGGACCCGAAAACCCGGAAAGCACACGCUGACGGUCGACGUCAUAAAUAUGCGCAACUUCGCUCUCGACGCAUUGUCUUGACGGAUCGUCUCGGCGCGCGAGGCCUCCUUCUCGAAAAUCAAUUGAUGUCUCUUGAGGCAGAGCUUCGGGGGAUGGCGAUCGCCGAAGGAGAUGUCCUCGUACUAUGCAUUCGACUUGCAACGGAAUAUCUUUUGGGUCGAUAUGCCCUCCCGCCACCCCGGUACCCCGACAGCCCGCUGGCAAAACACGAAAAGGGAAUCUACGACGAGAUGCGCGACAUCCUCGUCGCUCUCGGCAGCGACCACCGCUCGGCCGCGUUCAACAGCGCGCUCCUCCCACGCAGUGUGCCCCUCGUACUCGCGAUUGGACAGCGCAUGGCCUACGAGGCGGCUCUGGAGGCUGGUGUCCACUCUGCUUUCGUCCGGCUCUACGUCUCCUCAGCCGUCCUGCAGGACCUUGCGUGGUACACCGAGAAUGGCCUGACCACACGCGUAGAGGCGAUGAAAGCGGAAGAAAGCGCUAUUACGGAGGCGCUCGACAUAAUGGAGGAGAUGUUGGACAAGAAUGGGUGUGCGCCGCUGCUGCAUGCCCCGAUAUUGUCGCAGAGUGCUUGGACGGAGUGGGUUGACACGUUGCCCUUGCAUCGAUCGAAACUAUAG
Mycena indigotica is the source of this 1644-nucleotide messenger RNA. RefSeq names its product Acyl-CoA dehydrogenase NM domain-like protein. The coding region runs from base 1 to 1644 and encodes 547 amino acids. Gene Ontology annotation, molecular function: FAD binding; acyl-CoA oxidase activity; fatty acid binding. Lineage: Eukaryota; Fungi; Basidiomycota; Agaricomycetes; Agaricales; Mycenaceae. The transcript has 8 exons. Gene Ontology annotation, cellular component: peroxisome. The record is from RefSeq and is a predicted model, not a curated record. Gene Ontology annotation, biological process: fatty acid beta-oxidation using acyl-CoA oxidase; lipid homeostasis.